This is a messenger RNA of Dovyalis caffra, 369 nucleotides long. NCBI's taxonomy places the organism in Eukaryota, Viridiplantae, Streptophyta, Magnoliopsida, Malpighiales, Salicaceae. The record is from the annotation of a GenBank genome assembly.
AUGCACGGAUGGUGGUUUGGUUGGUGGCUGCUACUGAUUUUCCACGGUGGUGGUAUUUCUGCGAUGGAUGGUUCAGUGGUGAAGGAGUGGAGGUGGUUCGGUGGCGACGCUGCUCCUGGUAUACAUGUGCUUGCUACGUUUUCGUUCUUUUCUUUCCUCCCUUCCUGUAUAAACAGGGUCAAGGACAGUCUAAGGAAUGACCAAAGAUACGAAUCUGUAAAGCAUGCGGAUAGAGAGGUUUUCUUCAAUGAAUAUCUGUCUGAAUUAAAAGCUGCAGAGGAGGAAGCAGAGCGAGAUGCAAGAGGCAAAAGAGAGGCUGGUGGCUGUACAUAUCUUGGAAACGGCUUUCUCUCGCAUUCUUUACUAUAG